AUGAACGCAGGGGACGAGUUACUGAAGGCCGAGAAUGAGGAAUUAACGAAGACGUUGAAGAGACUCGAGGUUGAAAUAAAAAAGGCACAGCCUGCUGCAGAGUUCACGGUCCGGGAGGCGAAGAGGGGGAAGAGGAUGUAG
Alternaria arborescens is the source of this 141-nucleotide messenger RNA. RefSeq lists its product as hypothetical. The record is from RefSeq and is a predicted model, not a curated record. Bases 1 to 141 code for a protein of 46 amino acids. Lineage: Eukaryota; Fungi; Ascomycota; Dothideomycetes; Pleosporales; Pleosporaceae. The transcript has a single exon.